AAAAAAUUAUUAUACAAAGGCAGCCAUAUUGAUAAUUAUACGAACAUGAGGAAGUUGCCACGACAUAACCGUGGUUUAAGACAUUUGCAGCCAGUUUACAGUGUACAAAAUUUUAUAAACAUUCGCUACAUACUAAUGUUUUCAUAAGUUUAGAUUGCAAAUUUAAACAUAUAUGUUCUAUUUUACUCAAUUAACUUUUCAAAAUCAAGUACGGCUACAAUGAGUAACGGGCUUGAUAAAAAUCAAUUGACCGCCGUAUUGCAGGUGUUGAAGAAAUACAAUUUAAAGGAAACCGAAGAACAACUGAGAAAGGAAGCGAACCUUACUGAUCAAGUAGAUCAACAAGAUUCAGAUGUAAGCAGCGUGCUCACUGGAUAUAAAAGCGAUGGAGACCCGGAAACCUACGAAGGCUCUUACAUCGAGUUGAAACGCUUUGUAGAAAACUCCCUUGAUAUUUACAAACAUGAAUUGGGAAUGAUUCUAUACCCUGUGCUGGUUCACAUGUAUCUUGAGCUGGUUUACAAUGGGCAUACUGAUAAAGCAAUCUCACUGAUGAAAAAGUUUGGUCCAGAGCAAGAUAUUUACUAUCAGGACGACUUGAAAAAACUAGCUAUGGUAACCAGACGAGACCACAUGAAUGGAAAUGAAUUGACUGAUACGUUUAAAUCGAAUCAGUUUAUUAUCAGAAUGUCCAGAGACACUUUAUCUCUGUUAAAGCGACACGUACAUGACAAGAAAGCAUCGGUGUUAUUGAACAUCGUGCAAGAGCAUUUGUAUUUUGAUAUGUAUGAAGGAGUAGCCAGAAACAAGACGCAAAUUGAUGCCACAUCUGGAGCUGUUGGUGGCGAAGCUAAAAGACAAGACAACAAGAUAAAGGUAUACUAUGGAAUUCCCAAGGCCCCAGAUAUUCAGAUACUAUCAGCGCCAGUUGAAGAUGAAGAGGAACCGGCCGAACAGGAGAGUCCUGAUAAACCGAAAAAGAAAAAGUCGAAAAAGGAUCCUUUGCUUUCUAAGAAGACUAAGUCUGACCCAAACGCACCUCCACCGGACCGGAUUCCCAUACCUGAUUUAAAGGACAACGAUAAAAUGGAGAAACUGAGAGCCUUGCGCGAAACUUCCAAAAGAACCAAUUUAGGACCGGAGAAUCUACCCUCAUGCUGCGCAUAUACUUUGCUGAAUGCUAAUUAUAAUGUUUGCUGCGCAGAAAUAACAGAGGACUCAAGCAUGCUUGCUGUCGGCUUUAAUGAUUCGAUCAUUAAAGUGUUUACGUUGGUUCCACAAAAAUUGAAAUCUAUGAAGUCCGCUGAUAAGUUACAAGAAGUGAAUAUUGAGGCUGAGGAUGUGUUGGUCAGAAUGAUGGAUGAAAGAUCAGGAGAAUCUGCUAGGAGCCUUUGCGGCCACAAUGGCCCAGUCUAUUCAGUGUCGUUUUCACCGGACAGAUCGCUAUUGCUAAGCUGUUCAGAAGACUCCACUAUCAGGUUGUGGAGCCUGCAAAUAUGGACCUGCUUGGUCGUUUACAAGGGCCACAUGUUUCCAGUGUGGGAUGUAAAAUUUUCCCCAGUUGGUUAUUACUUCGCUUCUUGUUCGUACGAUAGAACGGCGCGCCUUUGGGCCACUGAUCAUUAUCAGCCUUUGCGGAUAUUCGCUGGACAUUUUUCUGAUGUUGAUUGCAUUCAGUUUCAUCCAAAUUCGAACUAUGUUGCUACUGGCUCAAGUGACCGAAGAGUGUGUUUGUGGGACAUAACCACUGGGAAUCAUGUGCGACUGAUGACUGGCCACAAACAGCCUAUUCAAUCUUUGGCUUUUAGUAUUUGCGGGCGCUUUUUAGCCUCAGCCGGCACCGACUGCAGAGUGUUAAUUUGGGACCUCUCGCAUGGGCACUUGGUUGCUGAAUUGACUGGUCAUAGUAAAACGAUUCAUUGCCUAGCAUUUAGUAGGUGUGGAAAUAUUUUGGUGUCAGGAGGGCUGGACUGUUCGGUGAAAGUGUGGAAUUUUACAAAGUUAACUGAAGAAAUUAGCUCAGAAGAUGUGAAUAUUUCUCAUAAUCCUGACGUGAAAACUGGUGAUGAUUACUUACUGAGAACCUUUCAAACGAAGAAUUCGCCACUUAUUAAUUUGCAUUUUACCAGAAGAAAUUUGAUGUUGGCUGUGGCUGUAUUUGACGGAAUCGCCAGUUAAAUUGUCUGGCCCUUUUCGAUAGGGAAGAAGUUAAUUUCGCGUAUUAUUAGCGAACUGUACAAUUAUUGAAUGCAAUACUGUUGUAAAACUGCGCCAAGUGUGUUUGAAUAAAUCAACCAAUCUAUAUUCAGCA
Messenger RNA from Dendroctonus ponderosae (mountain pine beetle), 2311 nucleotides. RefSeq names its product transcription initiation factor TFIID subunit 5 (gene Taf5). The record is from RefSeq and is a predicted model, not a curated record. Gene Ontology annotation, molecular function: protein binding; RNA polymerase II general transcription initiation factor activity. The coding region runs from base 220 to 2178 and encodes 652 amino acids. Gene Ontology annotation, biological process: transcription initiation at RNA polymerase II promoter. Gene Ontology annotation, cellular component: transcription factor TFIID complex. The transcript is spliced from 8 exons. NCBI's taxonomy places the organism in Eukaryota, Metazoa, Arthropoda, Insecta, Coleoptera, Curculionidae.